AACAGGUUACGCACUACAUCUCUCCUCCUCUUAUAUUAAAACAUUUGUCGUCUGCCAACUUCAGUGCAACUCUUGUCAUCAUUAUAACCAGUCACAUCCAUUACAACCUUUUCUGCUGCUGCUGGUAAGUAAUAUCAAAACCGCUCUUCCAGCUUACACCAAAAACACAUUACUUAACACACAAACUAAUUUACUACUACUACUACUACUACUACUACUACUACUAGUGUCAAGUCUUGAAGGGCUUUUUGUUCCAUCAGAAAAGGACCAACAGCACCAACAACACCAUCGAUAACUGGAACAUCAUCAUUAUCAUCAUCAACAAGAGCAUGAAGUACUGCCGGGAACAGUAGGAGCAUCAUCAUCAUCAUAAUCAUUACCAUCAUCAUAAUCACUGAGAACGUUACCGUCGAUAGCAAAACUACCAGUCACCGACACCAUUACAUCCAUCUCUACCACCGCUAUCAUCACCAGCACCACCACCACCAACAACAACACCAUCACAACAACGAUAACAACAUCAGCAGCUGCAAAGCCAACAAGACUACAAAAGCAAAACAGGAAUCAAGAAGAAUCAUAGAACCAGGAGAAAGGGCAAUAUUUUUAAGAACAAACAACAACAGCAUAUUGCGACCACAGCUUGGGAGAAGACGAGGAUUUACAACAACAAAUCAGAUUAGCAACAGCGACAAUCACAACAACAGCAGCAGCAACAACAUCAGAUGCAGAAAUAAAAGAAGUGAAAAAAAAAAUCAUUAAAGAACACAAGACGUGAGAUUUACAACAACAACAAGAACAACUGCAAAAACAACAGCAGCAGCAGCACUUGUAGCAACAACGGCCAUAAUUCGGCAACCAGGAUUCACAAUGUUUUACCGUUUUGGAGGAAUACACUUUUGGUUACUCCUGUUAUCCACGAUUACCGACGGCUUGGUUAUGCCAAGAAUCCGAAGGAUGGCAAUCACUUCGGACAUUCGCUAUCGUUUCGCCACAACCCACAUCUCUCUCGACGUUGGCAACACACAGCAAUACACAGAAGACUUUUACUUCGAGACUCAAUUACCAGUUGGAUCUUUAAUAUCCAACGUUAGCUUAUAUGUUAAUGGAACUCAUUAUAAGAGCAAAACACAAAAAGUAUCGGAAGAAUACAAGAUAUGGCUGCAAAAAACAAACCUUAAAUUGAAACUAAUAAAAGAAGACAGGAGUCUAUAUUCUGACUCGAAUGUCUUUGUAAUGACGGUGCCGAUGGCUGCGCUGAGUAAAGCCCAGUUCAACCUGACCUACAACUACCUACUUCAUCGCCAAAAUAACAAAUACAAGUUUCCAGUUUACCUUUUCUUUCGGCAAGGACAAUACGUGAGCGAUGUGGUCAUCAACACUUACUUGUGGGAACCGACGAAAAUUAUGGAACCGUCCGUGAAACUUUUCAAAGAACACAACAUGCCAGUUGCGAGCAUCGAACAAAAAGUAAGCUUUGAUCGGAAAAUUCACUGGAUAUCUCCAAAUAAUAUCCAUAUAUCAUACAAGACUUCUUUUGAUAUGAUCAGGAAUUUAUUUAGCAGAAAUUUCUUACUGGAAUAUUCUUUGAAACAAAAUCCCAAAUCUUCAGGAAAUGUCUUGUGGCACAACAAAGAGGGACUGGUUUUCUUCUCACCUCGACGGUUGAAACCGUUUCCAAAGGACAUCAUCUUCACCAUAGAUUAUACUGAAUCCAUGAAAGGCGAGAAAUUGUCCGAAGUGAAAAAAGCAUUGUCCAGCAUAUUACGGAUGACCUCCCCAAAAGACCGGUUCAAAAUUCUUCUAUACAACAAGAACGUGUACCAAGGGGCUUAUGGCUUGCUGCCUGUUAACGCCCACAACAUUAAAAUGGCUUUCGAUUUAUUUAAGAAUACUAUUCCGUAUGAUACGAGUGACUUAAAUUUGGCCAUUGAAGAAAGUUUAAAACAGUUGAACAAAUCUGAUCCCAGCGAAAAAAGAGUCCGAGUUGUGUAUUUCCUUACAGAUGGCUGGCAGUCAAUGAAUAAUAUCAGAAGACACAAAAUAACCAAAUCGUUCCGUAAAGCUAACAAAGAUUGCAAAGCUAUAUUCUUCAACGUUGCUUUACAUUUGAAAGCUGACUACAUCUUAUUGAAGACCUUAUCGAAUCUGAGCGGAGGCAAAACUUUGAGAAUUACUGAGAAACAAAAUAUAUCUAAGUCUAUGGUAAAUUUCUACAAAGAAAUGAAGACGCCACUUUUAACUAAUUUAUCAACAGUUGGACCUUAUCAUAAUACAUCAUAUUACGUUGGUUUAAAGGAUUAUUACAAAGGUUCUGAAAAUAUCUUGUAUUUUAACAAAACUAAUGUAAACUCUAGUGAUGGUAGCACGUUAUAUGUCUACUCUGACGGCGCAAAUGGUGCGGUCAAGUUCAAGAAUACCAUUAAAGAUUCUCACAUCGAAGAUAAUAUUGGAGGGCUUAACAGUUUUGAGAGAAAGAAUUUCAUGGCAAAAUAUUUGGAUUUUUUAUUUAUAAGAAUGGUCAUUGACCGAAAGUUGAAAGCACGCAGGGAAGAGGCAAUCGACAAAGCAAUGAGGAAUGGCUUUUUGACACCCUGGACUUAUAUGUCUGCACUGCCCAGCUCUUACAACGCUGUUCAAAAUUUAGGUAAGAAAGCUUAAGUUUGGGUCAGGGGAGUAAGCCGAUUACAUUGGCCUCCAAUACUCAACUGGUACUUAUUUUAUCCACCCCGAAAAGAUGAAAGGUAGAGUCGACCUCAGUGGAAUCUUAACUCAGAACUGUUUGGAUUUUUAGGUCACCUCGUCUUUUCUUUCUUUGCAUUCCUUUAUGCUACAAUGUCAUUAGUUGCCAAACCUUGUUUAGCUCAAAAACGUUCAGAACAGGAAAAGAAAACAGUCCCUUUUGGUGGUUUGUAGAUUACUAUUUGUGGGCUUUUUAGUUUGUUUCUUUUCUUUUUUGUUUUUGGUUCCACUUUGUAAAACCAUUAUCAUCAGAUUCCUUGGGUUGUUCUCGUUACCCUUUUCGUCAUCUAUCUCUCUUUCUAUCGAUUGAUCGAUCUAUUUGAAAAAUAUAUAUUUUUAUAUAUAUACGAAGGGGUGCUUUAAAGGUGCGAAAGACCUGGCUGGAGGCCCAAACUUCUGACUUCUUUUAC
Molecule: messenger RNA, 3149 nt
Organism: Octopus bimaculoides (California two-spot octopus)
Lineage: Eukaryota; Metazoa; Mollusca; Cephalopoda; Octopoda; Octopodidae
Product: inter-alpha-trypsin inhibitor heavy chain H3
Biological process (GO): hyaluronan metabolic process
Molecular function (GO): serine-type endopeptidase inhibitor activity
Source: RefSeq, a predicted model, not a curated record